Salvia miltiorrhiza (redroot sage) is the source of this 946-nucleotide messenger RNA. Its product is annotated as B3 domain-containing protein Os02g0598200-like. NCBI's taxonomy places the organism in Eukaryota, Viridiplantae, Streptophyta, Magnoliopsida, Lamiales, Lamiaceae. Bases 164 to 946 code for a protein of 260 amino acids. The record is from RefSeq and is a predicted model, not a curated record. Gene Ontology annotation, molecular function: DNA binding. The transcript is spliced from 3 exons.
UUACUUUAACCUUUUAACCUUUUACCCCCCAAUUUCUUUUCUACAGUUUACUUCUUUCUCCCCUCCCCAGCUUCCGAUCCACCUGUCACCGUCGCAUCCACCGCCGGCGUUGCUUCAGCGAGAAACCGUAAAACGAUCACUUUUACAACCAAGUGAGAAGAAGAUGGCUCGAAGAGGUGGUCGCACCAGCAAACACGAGAGCUCUCAUCGAUUCUUCAAAGUCAUGUUUGGCAAGAAUCACUCAAAAUUUAUGUACUUGCCUCCGCAGUUUGUGCAAAGAGUGAAGCACUUGUUGACUAAUCAAAAAACUGAACUUAAGGAUUCACGUGGGCAGCGAUGGUCUGUAACACUGUCUCUUGUCGAUGGCUCCCUUGCAUUCCAAAUGGGUUGGGAAGAGUUUUAUCUAUACCAUGGUCUCAAAGAAGGACAGCUGUUACUAUUUAAGUACAAGGAAGGCCAAUUUACUGUUCGUAUUUUUGGAACAAGUGCCUGUGAGAGAACAAACUUUAAUAAUGAAAUGCCUGGUCGGAGAAAAAAGCGUAAGAGAUGCCAAGGGACAACUUCAGAAGAUGAAGCACAUCAGACAGCUGGUGUAAAGUCAGAUAUAUCCAUCUCGGCCUCCGGAGAUGAAUCUCAAAACCGUAUAACCAAGCUUGCGGUUGACUUAAGCUUUGAGAUGGAAAACGGAACAUUUGAUGCAAAGAAAGCUGAGGGUGCUGUAAUCAAACUUUUAGACGCUAGUACUGAAACUGAACAGCGUGAUGUCUUUGAUAAUGCAUCAGACAAAGGAUUAUCCUUAUCUAGUAAUUGGGUUCUAGAACCAACCAACCCAGCAGGGAGAGAUGAGGAUGCUCAAAUGGGUGUGAUCGAGACAGAUCUAAUCACAAGAAGGUUCAAUAUUUAUUUUGUAAAUAUCGAGUGUGAAUGUAGUUUAAAAUAUAAGUGA